CAGGUGACCUAGGUAGAAGAUACUGUUUCCACACCUACUCCGAGCUGAGGAAGGAAGUUGGUGAGCGGUUUUGUUCUUGGAUAAGCUCUUGGGCUUUGGUUUCAGGAGUUUUUGCCUCUGCUUAUCCGAUUAUAUGAACUCGUGAGCUUCUCAAACUGGCAAGAGCAUUUGUGAAGGAUCAUGGACACGUUUGCCCUUGCCGCUGUCUUGCUUUUCAUCAUGGGGGGGGUCACCGCUCAAGUGCAGUUGGAACCGCAGAACUCAGUGGUUCUCCAAAGUUCAGAUGCGAGGUUCAACUGCAGCACGAGGCAGCAGGCCUGGACGGUCAUGAUCUGGUCACUAAACGGACGGCUGGCGCUGACCAUUUUAGAGGCCUCCGGCAUGCUAAACAGCAGUAAUCGCUUCUCUGCGAUAGAUUAUUCCACCGCGGGUGAAUCUAAGUGGGAAUUUAUCAUCAGGAACGUAUCACGAAACGAUUCUGGUGAAGUCAGCUGUCAGAUCCAAGGCAGUGAGCCUGUGACCACUGGGCUGUCCGUUCAAGAGAGCGGCUCAGUGGAGGUUCUAGGGACGAACUGGACAGUGAUGGAGGGAGAUCAGGUUGUGUUCCAGUGUCUUGCAGCAGGCUGGUUUCCUACACCACAGCUUUCCUGGACUGUGGCUGACACACUCGUGGACCAACAGCUCUUCAACACCAGCUCUGUGGAAGUGGGCACUCUGGUCAACUCCAACAGCACUCUCAAGUUCACAGCGGUCCACAAUGUAUCUGUGGCAUGCCUGGCAUCCAUACCUGCCCUGAUCAUUCCUCAACGCAGCAGCGUUUUCCUCGUUGUUGAGAAGGUGGAGAAGCCAGUGCACAGAGACCAGACCGUGCUGAUAGCCGUCAUUGUGUCCGUCAUCGCGGUUGUCCUUUUAAUCCUCAUCAUUAUCACCAUUGUCUUGUGCUGCAAAAGGAGAAAGCGAGCACAAACAAACUACCAAGGGGAAGCAAGAGCACACUCACAACCGCCGAAAGAAGGAGCUGCGCACCCUGGGGAAGGACAGGGGCAGGAUAACCUUGGUUACGUUACCGACCCCAAAGCAAAUGACACCAACAGUGAAUAUACAGACAGCGGAUUCUGGAAGUUCAAUUACAUCAGCACUAUUCAGGUUCCUGAUGUGGUGAAGAGUAACCAAGAGGCCAAUGAUCAUUAUGGCACCCUCGGUGACAAUGGUGUCCGAAAACACAGACAUGUAACCAUAGUGUAAAAAGGCAAUGAACAAAGUUGUUCAAAUGUAAACACUUUAUUUAAUAUAUUUGAAGGGGAAAUAGAGUUUAACUUAAAUAUGAAAGAUAUAUUUUUAUGUAUGUUGGUGAAUGCAAGCAUGUAUGGCAUAUGACAUAUGACAAGCUGUAUAUAUACAUUUUUUAAGUAAUGUGAAUGGAUUUCAGAAAAUGCAGUAUAAAUGUUUUCAGCCCUACUUUAUAAUAUGGCACUAACAACUGUGUAGUUACACAUUAACAACACAUGCAAUAACAAUGUAACUCCUGGUGAUGUAUUGACUGUUACAGAUGAAUUAUUGUAGCUUAUGUAAGCACACACAUGUAUCAGCUCCAUUGCCUUCUUAUGUAGUUACACAAGUGUUUAUGUAAACACACACACACACACACAUGUAGAUGCACAUGUAUUUGAAUAAGCUGUUCUAUAAGCUUUAUUGCUAUAAUCCUUCUGUAACAGUUGUAACAGCAGUUACAUUGUUGUUACAUGUAUUGUUAACAUGUAACUAAACAGUUAUUACAGUGCUCUAAUAUAAAGUAGGUGCAUAUUUUCUAUGUUUAACUGGCCCAAUGGCGAUGCAGAGAGGUCUCAUAUUGCUCAACCUCGAAGGCCAGGAUACUUGGAGUUCCACUGAGCUACCUAUGUAGAUCUCAUAUGUACCAUACUGGAUUCCUCCUUGGUGUAAUGUUAAUGUUACAUUAACCCUUAGUGUAUAAUCAGACCAUCGAUUUGAAACGCUUUCUGUGAGUUCAGUCUGUAGUUGUUAGGAAUGAUCUCACUGAAAUUCUGUGUAGAUUCCCUUGUUCUUUUUACCGCACAAAAAAGGAAAAGGAAAAGAAAAAAAAACCACAUGAAUCACGGGCUCAGUGUACAUCACUUGCUUGUAUUUAUAACUCCACGUCUGCCUGAUGACACAAUCAUUGGCAAACGCCACUUGUUCCCUUAUAAAACUUUCUACUUUCAGGUUUAUGGUCAGUGAGAAUUAGUCAACAGAUUCGUUUUACUGAUGAGCAUUUUAUGUGGUGCAUUAUGCUUCAUGAACCAUGCAAUUCAGUUAAUUUAUCAUUGUUUGUAUUAAUAUGGCCAAAGUGUUCCCUCCUCAUUAAUCAAACAUUGGCAUUUACAUCAAAUUUAUCUUACGGAACAGGCCUGAGACAAAACUGACAGAAUUCAGUGUUUAUUGAUGCUGUGUGGGGCUUGGCAGCCAUGUACAAAAAUGUGUUGAUGGAUUAUGUGUAAACGAAUGAAUUUCUUUGUACUGACAAUGUUAUGAUGGUAAUUAUUCUUAAUAGUUUUCUUGAUAUUUUUAUACGGUGUUUAUCAAUAAAUGCAAACAUAUUUUAUGAUGAA
Pygocentrus nattereri (red-bellied piranha) is the source of this 2606-nucleotide messenger RNA. It is a transcript of the gene igsf5a, whose product is annotated as immunoglobulin superfamily, member 5a. The coding region runs from base 181 to 1245 and encodes 354 amino acids. The record is from RefSeq and is a predicted model, not a curated record. Gene Ontology annotation, biological process: cell-cell adhesion. NCBI's taxonomy places the organism in Eukaryota, Metazoa, Chordata, Actinopteri, Characiformes, Serrasalmidae. The transcript has 9 exons.